Molecule: messenger RNA, 2011 nt
Organism: Medicago truncatula (barrel medic)
Lineage: Eukaryota; Viridiplantae; Streptophyta; Magnoliopsida; Fabales; Fabaceae
Product: methyltransferase-like protein 7A
Exons: 7
Coding region: 160-1170 (336 amino acids)
Molecular function (GO): S-adenosylmethionine-dependent methyltransferase activity
Source: RefSeq, a predicted model, not a curated record
UAUUUUUUUAUUACCUUACCGUGGAAGUAAUAGAGGUCUAAAACUACAAUGAAACCAUUUAUUUAUUAAUAUAUCAUAGUCUGAAAAAUCAAAAUAUUUACUUCUUUCAACGAAAUAUUCAUUGGAAGUUUCAACACAUUGAACUUUCAAUAUCACAUCAUGUCAACACCCGUAAUGAAUCUUCUUAACUCUCCCAUUCUUGGUAUAAAACUAUCAUUGCAUUCCUUCACACCCAAAAACAAAGCUAUCAACAACACCCACAAUCACAAUCACAAUCACAAGUCUCAUAUUAUGAUGCACAAACGUGUUAACUCAGACAAACUCAGCAGCACCAUGGAGUCUCUCCUCCCUGAUGAUGAUAACUUGGUGGAACCAACCACUAAACCAUGCUUAUGUGGAAGAAGACACUUCAUUGAAGCUGCUGCAACUACAACACUCACAGCCACACAGUUCCCAGUUCAGCCUGCCACAGCCACAAAUUUUGAUUCUGAUUACACAGCUUUGGUUAACAAGUUUCACCCACCUAAACCUGAUUGGUAUCAAAAGUUCAUGGCUUGGGCUCUGAAUUCAUGUACUAAAUCCUAUGAAGCUGAGGUUGCUCAAUACAAGUCUCAAAUAUUCAGUAACUUGAAGGAGAAGAAGGCUAACAAAAUCUUGGAAAUUGGCAUUGGAACCGGUCCUAACCUCAGUUAUUACACUAGUAAUUCUGAUGUGCAGGUUGUUGGCAUUGAUCCUAAUCCGGAGAUGGAAAAAUAUGCUCGAUCUGCAGCUGUAUCAGCUGGACUUCCACUCUCAAAUUUUGAGUUUAUACAUGCUGUCGGGGAGGUUAUACCAUUAAGUGAUGCUUCGGUCGAUGCAGUUGUUGGAACACUUGUAUUGUGUUCUGUUAAAGAUGUUGAUCUGACACUGAAAGAAGUGAGGAGGGUUCUACGACCUGGAGGAGUUUAUCUGUUUGUGGAACAUGUAGCUGCAAAAGAUGGAACACUUCUCAGAUUUUUACAGAGAGUUCUUGAUCCUCUGCAACAGACACUUGCAGAUGGGUGUCAUCUCUCUAGGGAAACAGGAGACAGUAUAUCAAAAGCUGGAUUUUCAAGUGUUGAGUUUGACACAGCAAUCUUAUCAAAUGCUACAUUUAUAAACCCCCAUGUAUAUGGAAUAGCUUACCAAUAGGAUCAAAAGAUUUCUUUUGAUCCUCUUAGUGUGCCAGUUUGGUUGGUUUCAGAAGGAUCAUGUGAAAGAUAUUUAACAGAGGACCAAAAUCAUAGAGAUGAAAAUAUAGCAUAUUUAUACAAUAUUAAUUAAUACCAUAACCGUGUACCUUGAAUAGCUGAAGAAUCCAUAGAAACUUGAAACAGACUUGAGAGAGUUUUGAGAGAUGUUUCUGCCGCCUUACUGAUGGAGCGUUCUUUUGUCUUCAGUGUGUCUAACCUAAUGAUAUAGUUAGAUUAUAUACUCAUCAGUGCCAUUUGAGGGGUCCCUGCCUCCACUGACGAGUAUAUAAUCUAACUAUCCGAUUAGGUUAGAUACACUGAAAACAAAAGAAUACUCCAUCAGUAAGGCGGCAGAAGCAUCUAUCAAAAACUAAUUCUCUCAAGUCUCUUUCAAGUCUCUAUGGAUUCUUCAACUAUUCAAAGUACAUGGUUAUGAUAAUAAUUAAUAUUGUAUAAUAUGCUAUAUUUUCAUAUCUAUGAUUUUGGUCCUAUGUUAAAUAUCUUUCAAUUGGACUAAUAUAUUUCAUUUAUAUUUUAAUAAUUAAUAAAAGUAAAUCCAAAAUGUUCAACAUCAUGGUCAUUUUAAGGGACAUUUAACUAGUCAUUACAUAAUCACUCUCAGACUCAGUCUCACUGUAAAAAGUAUAUGCUUUCAUCGUGUUGUUGGACAAGCUAGGCAUGUUUUGGUUUCACAAUCAUAAACUAAAUUGCAUAAAUAUAGAUAAAUUUUGUACAAUGUUAAAAUUGAUUAUGUAUGAUUCCAUUACCAUGUUAAUAUAGAGAUGUAAUUAUUGGUAACA